Messenger RNA from Rotaria sp. Silwood2, 1866 nucleotides. NCBI's taxonomy places the organism in Eukaryota, Metazoa, Rotifera, Eurotatoria, Philodinida, Philodinidae. The record is from the annotation of a GenBank genome assembly.
AUGAAGGUGACAAGUUGCUUACUUGUUGUUUUAUGUCUCUUAACUAUUUAUGUAACAAGAAUUGAUGUUCGUUCAGUUCUACAAUAUUCUGUUGAUCAAUUAGCGAGCAAUUCAUUCGAAGAUGAUGAAUCAAGUUCAAUGCAUAGUAGUGUCAGUGAUUAUCGUCAUCGUUUGGAACAUUCUACUAAUUUUCAGGCACUUCAAUGGUCUCUUAGAACAAUAAAAAAUGACGAUUUAUGUGAAUUUUGUGAUUUGAUUAUUCCAGUAAUUCGAAUAUUUAUUGCAACAAAUCGAACAUCACAUUUGGAUGAAGUACUUUUGUUUAUAUGCAAAGAAUAUAAAAAAAUUGAUCAAAAUGUUUGUGUUGGUGCAGUUAAUGAAUACAAAGAUGCUGUUCUAGAAAUAAUUACUACGUCACCUCUUAAUAAUAAAGGUAUAUGUGCAGUAGCAUUUCAAUGUGAAGCACAAUUUGAUUUUCCACUUUUGAAAUGGAAUAUUACAUUACCUGAUAAACCAAAACCACAACCAAGACCACCACAACCACCAUCGCCAUCAUCACCUAAAUUAACUGUUCUUCAUCUAUCGGAUAUUCAUAUUGAUUUUGCAUAUAAACCAGGAUCAUUAGCUGAUUGUAAUGAACCUUUAUGUUGUCGAGCGGGUCAACCUGGUAAGUUUGUUCUAUAUAAUAUUCUAUUGACGAAACAAUUAUUUUACUUUGGAAUUCAUAAAGCAUUUAAUCAGACAGGUGCAGGUUUCUGGGGUGAUUAUAGAAGUUGUGACAUACCAUAUUGGACUGUUGAAGCUUUACUAAAACGUAUUGUUGAAGUUGAAAAUAUUGAUUUUAUCUAUUACACUGGUGACUUACCACCUCAUAAUGUAUGGAAUCAAUCUCGUUCUGAUCAACUUUAUUCAAUACAUACUAUAAAUCAAUUAUUAACGACAUUAUUUCCUAAUAAAAUAUUCUAUUCAGCAGUUGGUAAUCACGAAGCCGCACCUUGUAAUAUGUAUCCAACACCAAAUAUUCGAUCUGAUAAUAUAUCUUGGUUAUAUGAAGCCUUAGCUGACAAUUGGAUUAAACUUGGUUUACCGACUGAUACACGUGAAAGUAUUUUACAGGGCGCUUUCUAUACAACAAUAGUACAACCCGGUCUACGUUUAAUAUCAUUGAAUAUGAAUUAUUGUGCUCAAGAUAAUUUUUGGUUAUAUAUUAAUUCAACUGAUCCUCUUAAUCAACUUCAAUGGUUUAUUCAAUGGUUACAAUAUGCUGAAGAUCAUGAAGAAAAAGUUCAUAUUAUAGGACAUCAUCCACCAAGUUCAUGUUUAACGGCAUUUAGUUGGAAUUAUUAUAAAAUUGUUAAUCGAUAUGAAAAUACGAUUGCUGGUCAAUUUUUUGGACAUAUACAUGCAGAUGAAUUUACUGUGUUUUAUGAUGAAAUUGAUCAAAAACGUCCUGUUUCAGUGGCAUAUAUUGGUCCAUCAGUAACUACUUAUUCGCAUCUUAAUCCAGGUUAUCGUGUUUUUACGAUCGAUGGUAAUUAUUCUGGUAGUUCAUAUUGGGUACUUGAUCAUCGUACUGUAAUUAUGAAUUUAACAGCAACAAAUAUUUAUAAUCAAACAAUUUUUCUUGAUGAAUAUAAUGCUCGAGAUGCUUAUCAAAUGAAAUAUUUAUUUCCAAACGAUUGGAAUGAUCUAAUUGAAAGAUUACAAAAUGAUAUUGAUGGUCCAUUAAUGGAUUUAGUAUAUCAAUAUUCUAGAAAAUCUCAAAGUUCUUAUUGUGAUCAUAAUUGUCGACGAGCACUCUUAUGUAAAUUAAAAUCUGCUAGAUUCGAAGAUCCUCAUGCAUGUGAUUCAAUUCCACCAUUUUAA